Molecule: messenger RNA, 1523 nt
Organism: Phytophthora infestans T30-4
Lineage: Eukaryota; Oomycota; Peronosporomycetes; Peronosporales; Peronosporaceae
Product: tubulin polyglutamylase, putative
Exons: 8
Coding region: 306-1523 (405 amino acids)
Biological process (GO): microtubule cytoskeleton organization; protein polyglutamylation
Cellular component (GO): cilium
Molecular function (GO): tubulin binding; tubulin-glutamic acid ligase activity
Source: RefSeq, a predicted model, not a curated record
GCUUCACAAAAAUACGAAUAGCAGCUUAUUUUUCUCCUUACCCACUACGUGUAGAAAUGGCAGGGGUAGACAAGAAAGCUGAUGCCCCGUCCAGUGCUGGUGGGAACAGUGGUGGUGCUUUGAGGGCUGCGCGGCAAAUUCGAAGUGGGGGUGAGCCGGGCACCUCAAUUCACGUUCGCCAAGGAUCGAAUUUGACGUCUAGUGCGGGUGGAACGACAGGUGCUGGUAGUGGAUCAAACGGUUCAAAAGGAAAAGGCUCGGCCUCCAACAGUGGUGCCAGUACACUUAGUAGCAGCACUUAUGUAAUGCGAUUCAAGACGACAUUUCGCAACACUAUCUACGACACACUACUGCGUCGCGGGUGGAAGGAGACAACGGAGAAUGACUGGGACUUUUACUGGGCUGACCGCGAGUAUAUCUACGAGCUUUUGGAUACUGUGCACCUCGAGAACAGCCAACGGGUGAAUCAUUAUCGAAAUGGAAGAGAGUUGUGUCGGAAAGAUCUGCUCAUUAAAAACCUGAAGCGAGCAAAGCGACAAAUGGACAAGAAGGCGAGGUCGGAUGAUGCAACAUUAAGUGAGCUUGACUCGGCGCUGGGCUCGUACGAUUUCUUUCCUGCCACGUACAUUCUACCGGGCGAGUAUGCCAUUUUUGUCGAAGAGUUCAAGCGCAACCAGGGCGUUUGGAUCAUGAAGCCCAUUGGAAAAGCACAAGGUAAAGGCAUCUUCCUGUUUACGAAGCUGAGCCAAAUCAGUGACUGGCGCACGGAUUUCCGCUGGCGGCCCGAAAAUCAACAGGUAGAGACGUACGUCGUGCAGCGCUACAUCUCAAGCCCGUACCUUGUCGGCGGAAAGAAAUUUGAUCUGCGCCUAUACGCACUCGUGCCGUCCUUCUGUCCACUUGAAAUCUACCUUUUCCGCGGUGGAUUCGCGCGCUUCACCAAUUCGCGAUACUCGAACAAUCACAGCGACAUCGCCAAUUCUUUCAUCCACCUCACGAAUGUUGCUGUCCAGAAAACGUCUGAGAACUACAACAAACAGCACGGUGGAAAAUGGGAUCUGCGCAACUUGAAGCUGUACAUGAUGUCCAAGCAUGGACCUGAACGAAUUAACAAGCUUUUCUACGAGAUUCAGCUGGUGAUCAUCAAGUCUUUGCUCAGCGUCGAAAAGAUCAUCAUGAACGAUAAACACUGCUUCGAGCUGUACGGAUACGACAUUAUGAUCGAUGAAAACCUCAAGGUGUGGCUCUUGGAGGUGAACGCUUCGCCUUCCCUUUCAGCUAACACCUCGUCAGAUUAUCAGCUCAAGUGCGGAAUGCUGAACGAUAUGCUUGAUAUAAUCGACCUCGAGAGCAGGAAACCCGAGGGGGUCGUUCAGGAGCAUAUGGGAGGCUUUGAUCUCGUGUUCCGUGACGGUAAUGUCACCAAAAAGAAUGAAGGCUGUAUGUACACGACUUUCCUGGGAGCAGACUGGCAGCGAACACCCGCUACGAGAACAAGCGGCACCAAUAGCACCCAGUCAUGA